AUGGCGAGCCCCGUCGAGUACUCGCUCCCGAAGCGGUCGUCUACUAUGCAUAGCAACCUCACUCGCCGUACCUCUAUGAGCGACGAUGAGGCUAUUCCCGACACUGAUAGCAGCGAGACUACCAAUCUUUUGCUUGAGCGUCUCCGAGCAUGGAAGCACAUGUGCGGUUACCUCGAGGACUAUGUCUCAGCCACUGCCAAGGUUUCAAAAUCUCAGUCGAAGGACCAGGAGAAGAUCUUGAAGACUGUCAGUGAACCCUUGAAAGAGGGCCAUCACUUCAGCACCAGUGCUGGGGGUGUGGCUGGUCUAUUCGAGAAUAUUCGUAGCAACGCUCAGGGUAUGGUGAACAUGCACCUGGAAACCGAGAAGAACCUCAAGGGGUCGGUUCUCCCGACCCUCGAGCGCCUACACAAGGAAAUCAAAAACAAGUCUAAGGAACUCAGCGCCGGUGCAGCUAAGGGAGCCAAGGCUGUCGAGAAGGCUCGACAAGCCACCCAGAAGCAUAUUGAGCUCUUGGGCCAAAACGCUGCCACGCACGAUGCCGCUAUCGGCAGCAAGAUUGAGACAGCCCACGACCCUUACAUUCUUAAGCGCGGCAUCAACCACCGCCUGAACAAGCAGGUGAUUGAGGAGAAUAACCACCGCCAAGAUAUCCUGGUCGUGCAGAACUCGUUCCAGGAAUUCGAGGCCCACGUUCUGGAGACCGUCCAGGGCGCCUUGGACCAGUUCUUCCAGCUGAUGAACGGUCAGUUGGAUCGCCAGCGGGCCAUGUACACCGAUAUUCUGGGCAAUGCGAAGCGUAUCCCUGCUGAUUUCGAAUGGGUCAACUUCUCCAUGCGCAAUGAAGCUUCGUUGGUGAACCCAGACGGACCGCUGCGCUCAUUUGCGAGCAUCACUUACCCGAACCAAGAUCACAAAUCCACACAGCCUCUGAUUGAGGGCUCGCUCGAGCGCCGCUCUCGUGCCUUGAUCAAGGGCUACAGCACUGGAUACUACGUUGUCACACCGGCUGGCUACUUGCACGAGCUCAAGGGUGACGAUGAUUUCAAGAAGGACCCCACCCCAGAGCUGUCUCUCUAUCUGCCCGACUGCAUCGUCGGCGCCAUCGACGGCGUCAAGUUCAACGUUAAGGGCAAGGACGUGUCCAGCGGAAAGGUCGGAAAUGCCUUCCACACCAACACUGAGUUGAGCUUUAAGGCACACACUCCCAAUGAUGCUGAGAAGUGGUGGACUGUCAUCAAGGAUGCUACCCGUGGCCCUACUCAUGCUGCCCCAGUAGCUGCAGCCGCAGCACCACAAGCAGUAGCCUCCCCAACCGUAGCAUCCCCAACCGCAGCCUCCCCAACCGCAGCCUCCCCAGUUGCAACCUCCCCAGUUGCAACCUCUCCCACUGCCGCUGCUGCCACCAUCCCUGCCACCGCUACUCCUCCCACCUACUCCGAGAAGGAGAAGCAGCCUGAAGGAGCCGCAGCAACCUCCUCCACUACAGUGACUACUCCCACUGUUGAAAAGGGAGCUACCAGCCCUACUGUCGGUGUGAGUCGUUCUGCCAGCACAGCUAGCCACUUCCACACAGCACCCGGAGGCUCAGCGGUCGAGUAG
Penicillium taxi is the source of this 1602-nucleotide messenger RNA. RefSeq names its product PH domain protein. The record is from RefSeq and is a predicted model, not a curated record. The transcript has 4 exons. The coding region runs from base 1 to 1602 and encodes 533 amino acids. Lineage: Eukaryota; Fungi; Ascomycota; Eurotiomycetes; Eurotiales; Aspergillaceae.